CCGCCUUGAAUAAAUGUAUAUAUUCGAUCCAUAACAAACUACAGUUUAAACUUGUUCAUUCAUAUCUACAGUUUUUGUUGCGCUUGUUGUAUAGGCAGCACCUGAAAAAACAACGUGCGUCACGUUCGUGAGUUUCACACAAAUUAAGCAUACGUCUACCACAGCGUGUAGUGUGAUUUAUAAACAAGGCUACAGAGCGUACGUUUCCGGCGUUGUACUCAGCAAAAAGUGCAUGAACCUUUGACUGACUACCCAUUCCGACUAACCGUUGUACUAUACAGCACUGUAACUCAUUUGCAAAACCAGCGUCAAGUACAUAUAUAGUAUAGUGUAUACAAUACCUCUGAAUCUAAGAUAUGAAAGUCUGGAUAAUUUUACUGAUUCUACAUCCAUGGUUAUCAGAAACAUGUUCCAUUACGACACAGACUGAUUCUGUUGCCGUGGCGUAUUACGAAACCGACACAUCUUUUAAGAUUGAGUAUUCGCCUAUUUGGUUCGUCAAACCAUACAAAAUCCAAGCAACUUUUGUCACUUCAUGGAAUACGAACAUCCCCUGCACAAUCCAGGAUAUUUUAAACGGCGAGUUCACUGUUUCAGUUGUGGAUAGUGGAACGCACACUGAAUAUAAAAAUGCUAAGAUACGUUGGACUGCAUACUUUGCUAAUGGUGAAAUUCCACGAUCGUGCGCGGACAUGGAUUCCAAAAUAUCAGCUCUUUACCUUAUUGAUCCUUUACCUGAAAACAGAGAUAGCUUCCCGUUUUACGCAAAGUGUGAUUUUACAUUUAAGCCUAUAGUCACGAUAAUAGACCCCAACUCGACUUACGAAGUAGAAGCACUUAAAGACUGCGAGGGUCCGGGAUGUUACAAGUAUGAUGUCCAGUAUGUUCCCACUGCAUUGCAACUACAGGCGCUGUCUAAUCACUCACAACAUUGCCGUCAGUAUAUAUCGGUUCGAUGCCAGGGUUCACAGUUUACAUCAGCAGAUGGUAAAGUCUUUGCAUGGUGGUUGUCUGGUUCAGGAGAGAAGAAAUAUUAUUGGGGUGACGCUACUUCUAUGAGAAAGGGCUACUGUGUCUGUGGAGAGACAAAUACGUGUGCCAAAAAAGAGCGUACAUGCAACUGUGACAGUAAUAUGAUCACGGAUCAUAUAGAUGAAGGUUGGAUAACAGAAAAGUCGGAUCUGCCAAUCACUGCUUUACAGUUUGGUGACUUGCAAGAAGACAAUGAACGGCUGUGGCACACCGUGGGUCCUCUGGAGUGUUCCGGCACAUCUCCAUCAGUGUAAACCUUACUGUAGGUCAAAAACAAAGGGCAUAGUUUGCACAAUUUACAGUAAUUCUAAAGCUAUAUAUAGUAGGGGAAAAUGGGACACCUUUUCAUUCUAUUUUCUCCUUGUAUAUUAAUCACUACUGUAUCAUACGCUGACCCGGCACCUGUUUUCACUUUUCUUCGUGAAUGUUUACUAUCCUGUAUGGUCAAAUAUUGUAUG
This is a messenger RNA of Ciona intestinalis (vase tunicate), 1490 nucleotides long. NCBI's taxonomy places the organism in Eukaryota, Metazoa, Chordata, Ascidiacea, Phlebobranchia, Cionidae. The record is from RefSeq and is a predicted model, not a curated record.